This is a messenger RNA of Gigantopelta aegis, 2440 nucleotides long. Its product is annotated as eukaryotic translation initiation factor 4B-like. The record is from RefSeq and is a predicted model, not a curated record. The transcript is spliced from 16 exons. Lineage: Eukaryota; Metazoa; Mollusca; Gastropoda; Neomphalida; Peltospiridae. The coding region runs from base 1 to 2022 and encodes 673 amino acids. Gene Ontology annotation, molecular function: RNA binding.
AUGGCGUCUGGAGAAGCAGGCAAGAAGAAACAGAAAAUGAAGGGCAAGACCCUGGCCCUUACAGAGUUUUUAACUGAUGACAAAGGGUCGGCAGGUCCUGGACCAAGUUAUGUGCUGUCAAACAAACCCCUCGACUGGGCAUCGGAAAUGGAAAACUUGGCUGUCAACGACGAUCCUAAUGAAGAAUUUCGACCCAAUUUUGAUCGGUCCAUUUUACCAACAGCCCCAAAAGCUGCACGCGGUCCCGAUGUGGACCUUGAACUGGUUCCAACAGUGGCCCCAUUUACGGCAUUCAUUGGAAACCUGCCGUACGAAGCUGAUGAAAUGAGGAUUGAAGAUUUUUUCAAAGACCAGAAGGUGUUGAAUGUGCGACUGCCUAGUGACCAGGGACGUGCACGUGGAUUUGGGUAUGUGGAGUUCGCGGACCGGGAAUCUUUGAUUGACGCUCUUACAUUGAAUGAGUCGGUGUUCGCUGGUCGAAAGAUCCGAGUCGAUUUGGCUGGACAAGGUCAGAGUGGAGGUGACCGGAAUGAUCACCGUGACGACCACCGGUCAACUGGCGACCCGGACAGAACGGAGGGAGACUGGAGACGACGGGAUGCGCCCCCUGCGCCAUCCAACGAUGAUAGAAGCAGUGAUCGUGGUUUUGGCGAUCGCUAUGGAGACAGGGACAGCAGGAGUUUCGGCAGUGAUAGGGGAGGUGAUCGGGGUGGUUUUGGUGAUCGGUAUGGAGAUCGCGACCGAGGUUUUGGGGAUCGGGACCGUGGUUUUGGGGAUCGGGAUCGAGGUUUCGGCGAUCGGGACAAACGUUUCGGAGGUGAUCGAGAUUUUGGUGAUAGAAAUCGUGACGGUGGGAGAUACAGUGAUCGCUAUGGCGACCGAGACAGUGGCAGGAGUUAUGGGUUCUCUGAUCGCGAUGGUGGAAGAGAUGGAGGUCGAGGUUUUGGUGGUCGCGAUCAGGGGGGUAGUUACGGCAGUGGAUACCGGCGGGAGGGUGGAUACGAUAGGUAUGGACGUAGGGAGCGGUAUGGGGACAGAUCGGAGAGACAAGAGAUUCGGGAACCUAGUAGUAGUGACGGGGGAAAGGAGAGACCUCGAUUACAGCUGCAGCCGCGGUCAAAACCAACCGAAAAAGUGGCCGCGCCCGAACCGGCAAAGGAAGUCUCCCGCUCUGCGUCUAUAUUCGGCUCGGCGAAACCCGUGGACACAGCGUCGAAAGAAAUGGAGAUUGAGAAACGGCUAGCUCAGCAGAAAGUGCUGGGAGACCACUACAAACUGGACGAAGAGAAGGAGAACAGGGAUUACAGCAACAGGAGAGAAAUGUCAUCAGGAAGUCGCCCACGACGUGACAGUAACCGAUCCAGUGACGGGGAACCCAAACGAGAGAGACAUCUCAGUAACAGUUCUGGGAAAGGCAUUCGAACAGUACCUCCGCCAGUCACUAACAGCCGGACACGCAAAGACAGUGAUUUAUCGAACCAUUCAGACGUGGUGUCCGACGAGAGAGAGGAUGCGAAAGCCGUCACACCGACUAAAAAAGAGGAACUUGCGAAGUUGGUUCCCGCUCCACCGCCCAAGGAGAAUGUAUGGGAGAUUCGAAAGACGGGGCAGCAUUCGCCCGGAUCUCAAACAUCAGAGCCACAGUCGCCCCCGGCAACAGAGUCUAACCAGUUACCAAAGUCUCCGACUUCACCAGUCUCACCAACCAAUGCCUGGUCGAAAGGACGGCCCGAUGUCCGCUCACAGAACAGUUCACCGAGUGAUAACGUCUGGUCAAAACGGCAGCAAACCCGCGAAGAUGGGGGCAAAGGUCCCUCUGACGGCUCUCGUGGUCGAGGACGGGGUCAGGGGUCAAGUGGCAGAGGGAGAAUCUCUGACUUGAAACCCAAAGGAAGUAGAGAACGACAUAUACCCACAUCCAUAGAAGAGAUGCCCAAGUUGGAAGUAAAUAUUAGACAGGACUGGUCAGAUAAAAAUAAAUUUUCGUCAUUAAUGGAUGAAGAUGUUGAAGACGAAUCCUAAUUAUAAAUAAAACGGUUGAAUAAAAGCGAUUGUGUGGUGGUGUUAUAUGCUGACACAGCCGUGUACAUAAAUACAGACAUACAGACUACGGGACGGUGUUGGUCAUAUGUUGUUAUGUUUCAAUCUCAACGCUUUCUUCCUGCCUUCUCACGUGACUAUAAAUUAACCCAGUGUUCGACAGAUGUUUCAGAAAGUUGCUAGUCCUCACAGAAGCUUCGGCUAGUGUCUCUAUGUAUUAUGGGUAAUACAGGUGAUAAUUUCUAUUAGCCCACGUAAGCAAUUCACUAGCCAGGACUGAGGGUUAGUGGAUUUUUCUAACCCAGUCUUAACUUGUCGACCUGGAUCAUAGUGGAUGGGUUUGUUCACAGAAGAAACGACUCUGUAAAAUAACUAAUAUAUAUUUGGGGGGGGGGGGGGG